Molecule: messenger RNA, 2136 nt
Organism: Plectropomus leopardus (leopard coralgrouper)
Lineage: Eukaryota; Metazoa; Chordata; Actinopteri; Perciformes; Serranidae
Gene: rab9a
Product: RAB9A, member RAS oncogene family
Biological process (GO): retrograde transport, endosome to Golgi; Rab protein signal transduction
Cellular component (GO): lysosome; late endosome; phagocytic vesicle
Molecular function (GO): GTP binding; GTPase activity
Source: RefSeq, a predicted model, not a curated record
GACGAGCUGUCAAACAUAUGCAUUAAUAUUAUUUCAGUUAUUUCGGGUUCUGCUUUACGUUUAGCCCGCAGCUGUCUGGCCCAAACUGCAAGCUGGUUGAACGUCACCUGUAUGGCUGCCAACAUCAACAUUAAACACAUGAGCAUGUGACCGAGGACCACGGUAUACAGCACAUGAUCCGGACAAGUGGAGGAGGCUAAAAUCAAUCAGGGGUAAAUUAUUUCAAAGUGGUUGAUCAGGAGUAAAUAGCCAUGACAACAAAGACAUCCCUGCUUAAAGUCAUCCUGCUGGGUGAUGGUGGCGUAGGAAAAAGCUCCAUCAUGAAUCGUUAUGUCACCAACAAGUUUGAUGCACACCUUUUCCACACCAUUGGCGUGGAGUUCCUCAACAAGGAACUGGAGGUAGAUGGCCAUCAGGUUACCCUACAGAUCUGGGACACUGCUGGCCAGGAGCGCUUCCGCAGCCUGAGGACUCCUUUCUAUCGUGGCUCUGACUGCUGCCUGCUCACCUUCAGCGUAGAUGACAACCAGAGUUUUCUCAACUUAGGCAACUGGAAGAAGGAGUUCAUCUACUACGCAGACGUCAAGGAGCCGGAGAAGUUUCCAUUCGUAGUCUUGGGCAACAAACUGGACGUGACGGAAAGGCAGGUGUCUGCUGAGGAGGCUCAGCAAUGGUGCCAGGAAAACGGUGACUACCCCUAUUACGAGACCAGUGCAAAGGAUGCCACCAAUGUAGCUGUGGCCUUUGAGGAGGCGGUGCGUAGAGUGUUGGCUUUGGAUGAAAGAACGGACCACCUCAUCCCCACAGACACAGUCAAGCUCCACAGAAAGCCUCGCUCUGCUGCCACUUGCUGCUCAUAACAUCCAGGAGUUAUUAACAUUAAUUUGCUGUCAUGCCUGUUAUGUGUUGAGGCUGUAGGUUUACAAUGCUGUAGUAACAUCUUAUUUAAACAAAUUAUGCUACUGGCACUAUGAUUUAUUAUACUGUUGAAGGUUUGAUAAUGCUAAAAAACAUACCUCUAUUUAAAGAGAAAGAGGAAACACUAAAUUCAUCCCAGUACAAUAAUCAUGAACUCAAUGAAUCAUUCACUCAGCUCUGCCUUUGUUCAAAGUUCAGGAGGGCUUAAAAAGAAACUAUAUGUUGUGUUGGCCCAAAACUUAAUGUGGGGAACAAAUAAGUCUGUCUUGAUUGAACCAAAACAGCACAUUUGAAAACUUGUGCUCCCAAUAUGGUUAAAUGUUCCAUUUUUCAUUCAUGCAAAUUAUAAUGUGACUCCUAAAAUGUGUACUACCUUGGGAGUGUGGUCAUCACAGAGUUCCUGAACUUUGCUCCUAAAUGUAAUAAUGCAGAUACAGUGAUGGCCUAUAUAUUUAUAUUCAGAUAACUGCAUUAUUUAUACAACCUAAUACCCUUAUUUCUGAGAAUCAUGAAGUAGCUCAGGCACUACUGUGCAUGACUAACAAAUUGAAGCUUGUCGUGAUUAUUGCACCUUUAGGUCUUAUUUGUGCACAUUCUGCUUAGUGAGUAGACUGUGUGUGCUGGAAGCACUGAGGGACAAUAUCCCCAACAGAGAAUUACUAUUAAAGCAACGUUAACAUGCAUGGCAUAUGGUGUAUUUAAGUUUCUGGAAACUUUUGUAUUUUGUAAACCGUUUUUACCUUUAAAAAACAGCCUUCACUCAAUCAAUAUUGCCUUGAGGAAAGGGUAAUGAAAGUCAUGGUUGAGUAAACCUUUUUCCUCAUUGUUUGGUUCAUUGUUUAAAAUAAUUACUUUGAUCUUUCAAGCACUCUAUUAACAUUUUUAUACUUGCAGUUCAUAGUCUUUCCCCCAUAGCUUAAUAUUCAAAAUGCAUUUAUUUUCCUUAACUGUUUUUUCAUUCACAUUUCAUUUAUUUUCAGAGCUGUACAACUGGUAUGCCAAACGAUGAAUAAACCCCUUGAGAAUUGUCUCUUAAAGCAUGUUUUGUAACCUGAAAGAGUUGGUUUAUUAUCCCAAGAACUGAACUGAAUGUUGACAUUCUGCUUUGCUCUGAAACUCUGCAAUGACAUAAUGACUAAAAUUAAGAACCGUAAGUCCCUAACUAUGUCAAGACACAAAAUUGUGUCUCUUAUUAAAAAUGUUUUUUUCCAUUAUUGG